AUGCAACAACUCGGCACACAGUCGGCUUCUUACGCUGCCGCCUUCCCCGCGCUCUCUGAGCCAGUGGGGGACGGCAGCUUCCGCAGCAUUUUGCGGCAGCAGCAAAAGGAAAUGCAGAAGCAAAGAAUCGCAGGAGUGGAUGUGCUGCGGCUGAGCGACGGCAGCAUACUGCCGCGGGUGGAGGGGGCCCCCCUGUGCAGCUUUUUGCUGCAGCGGGGGCCCCCCGGGCUGCUGCUGCUGCAGCAGCAACUCGUUUGCUGCCUCCAGUUCCUCUACACUGAAGGCAUCAAACCCUUCGCAGGCGAAGUGGCCCACCAGCUGCGCAAAAAGACCGACAGCAGCAGCUGGGGGCCCCCCGAGAUCCUCGCGCUGGCCAUGAGCAGCAGCAGCAAAGUCACCACCAAGAUUGAAAAAAGAGUAAAGGGAGAAAAUGGUUGGGUUCUUCUUUUGAAGGACGAACUGGUCCCGAAGAACUUCGCGGGGUUUAUAGACACCCGAGCCAAGGAGAACAAGUACACCCAGCAGCAGUGGAUCGAAUUCAACAAGUACUUCAUCGAGAAGCUGCGGAGCAGCAGCAGCGCAGCAGGGGCGUUCUCGGAGGGCCGCUACGCCCUGGCCGAGCAGCUGCGGCAGCAAGUGCCGGCGUUCCGCAAGCUGCGCCUCGGAGACCUCAUCCGAAUGGUGCAGCUGGCCUCGUGGGCGCGGGUUUUGACGUACCGCGACAAAACGCUAAUCCCAGUGGCGGCGUGCCCGGCAGCAGCGCGGGAGUUCCUGCUGCGGCACGCGAGCGACCCCUCGGGCGCGAAGGCCGCAGCAGCAGCAGCAGCAGCAGCGGCGCUGCUGCGCGUGCUGCGCCGCGUCGUCGACCCCGAGCCCCUCGGCGUCUUCCUCGCGCAGCUCAAGGACUUGGUGCGGUGGACGAGCCACGAGCGGCUCGACGCCGGGGUGUACGGACACCCCAAGCUGCAGGACCUGCUGCUCGCGCCGCCCUUUUCGCGCUUCUACCGUCUGUACACCCCGGCGGGCAACGAGCACUGCACCUUCGUCCAGGCGCGCCGCUUUUUGCUGCCCCGCGGCGCGCUGCUGCACCGCAAGGCUGCUGCUGCUUGGCAGCAGCAGCGCUGCCCCAUGGGCGACCCGCCCUGCCUCCCCGCCGCCGGGCUCUGGACCUUCCGCGCCCUCGUGCCCCUCGCCCACCACCACCAGCAGCAGCAGCAGCCAUUUCAUAUGUGGAAUGAGGAGGAGCAGUACAGUGGGACUGUUUCUCUUGAAACCCAAGAGCAGCAGCAGCAGCAGCAGCAGCAGCAGGAAGAGCAGCAGCAGGAAGACUUGGGAACUUGCAGCAGCUGGAAUGACACCAGCAACGAAUGUGCUGUCCGCAUAGAGCAGUCUUUGCUGCAGCUCGUUCAAGACAGCCCUGCGCGGCCGUGCGCGCUGCCUCACCACCAGCAGCAGCAGCAGCUGCUGCUGCUGCAGCACGAGCAGCAGCAGCAGCAGCAGCUAAGUCAGCAAGAGCUGCAGGAGGAGCUCUCGUUCAUUCGCAAUUUUUCCAACAGUGCAGCAGCACAAGGGCAGCACAGCGACAGGAGCAACACCACCGAUAAUACAGGCAGCAGCAGCUACAGCUGCAGCAGCAGCAGCAGCAACAGCAGCAGCGGCAGCAGCAACAUGGGGUCAGAUGAUUCUCUCUCAGACUCCCAAAACUCCGAGCGAAAUAACUCGCCCGAUACAUUCCAUCUUCUCCCUUUCUCCAAUUCAAUUUCAACAGCAGCAGAAACAGGAAUACUAAACACACUGCAGCAGCAGCAGCAGCAGCAGCAGCAGCAGCAGCAGCAGCAGCAAGGGGCGUCGGACAAGUUUUCAAUGUUUCUUUGUCCGGCGGAUCCGGCGAGCGCGGAAAAGCUCCUACAGGAAAGAGAACAGCAGUGGCACGUGAGUGCGGAGCAGCAGCAGCAGCAAGAGCAGCAGCAGCAAGAGCGGCAGCAGCAGGAGCAGCAGCAGCAGCAAGAACAGGAGCAGCAGCAAGAACAGGAGCAGCAGCAAGAACAGGAGCAGCAACAGCAGCAAGAACAGGAGCAGAGCCUGCCAAGUUUAAGGUUCCUCUGGGGCCACCGGGUCUCUUUAUUUGCUUCUUCAGUCCGCAGCAGCUCAGCAGCAGAUUUGAGCUUUCGGCCGCUGUGCUGCGACGGCACGGCUCAGGAAAUAUGA
Messenger RNA from Eimeria tenella, 2208 nucleotides. RefSeq lists its product as uncharacterized. Lineage: Eukaryota; Apicomplexa; Conoidasida; Eucoccidiorida; Eimeriidae. Bases 1 to 2208 code for a protein of 735 amino acids. The transcript is spliced from 3 exons. The record is from RefSeq and is a predicted model, not a curated record.